Molecule: messenger RNA, 5639 nt
Organism: Vespa crabro (European hornet)
Lineage: Eukaryota; Metazoa; Arthropoda; Insecta; Hymenoptera; Vespidae
Exons: 4
Coding region: 1154-4123 (989 amino acids)
Source: RefSeq, a predicted model, not a curated record
CUAGAAACUAAAAAAGAGAAAAAAAUGAACUGUACCAAUCUAAUUAACUCUAAAUAUUUCAUUGAAAGCAUAAUAUUAUCGGAUAAUAUUAAUUCAUCCAUGUGUACAAGUUUAUAUGCAUUUUACCUCUCGUCACGCGAAUAGAAGAGACGAAUACGAAUACAAAUAUGAAUACGUACACGAGUACGAAUAAGAAUACGAAUACAAAUACGUACAGGAAGAGGCAGAGAAGAGAAGUAUUAGUAGUAGUAGUAACAGUAGCAGUAGUAGUAGUAGUAGAAGAAGAUGAAGAAGAAGAAGAGAUAGCUCACGAAAAGCAGAAGCGGUAGGGGCUAGAAGGCUUUGCCAGUGGCGUUAUAACCACCCACUGACUAGUUUUGCCCGGCAACUCAAAACGAAUAGCACGUCGUCGUCGUCGUCGUCGUCGUCGUCGUCGUCGUCGUCGACGUAGUCAUCGUCGUAGUCAUCUUCGUCGUCGUCGUCGUCGUCGUCGUCGUUGUCGUAGUCGUCUUCGUGUAGAAGCUUUUCUCGGUGUUGUGUUCAGCAUCGACGAAAACGUCGAAACUUAUCGACCAUAAAGAGAGAAGGAGAGGGAGAGAGAGAGAGAGAGAGAGAGAGAGAAGGAGAAAGAGAGAAAGAAAGAAAGAUAGAACUCGAGAUAGAGAGGACUCGUGUUCGAGAGAUAGAGAGAGAACACUCUAUCAUCUUCUGGCUUUCAACACUUUUGCAAGCUCACGAAAAUCCUUACGUAUGUGAAUUUUCAUAAAUUUUCUUCGAGAAACGAACGGAAAAGUUAAAAAAAUAUUGUUGAUUGUGAUAUCGAUCAUUUCGUGAAUGUUAAAACCACCCGUGAUAAAAGAUUAUGCGACGUGAUUUAUUCGAUUUAAAUGACGUUUUCUUUUUCUCUCUCUUUCUUCUAUCCCGUUCGUUCUAUCUUAUCGAUAGAAUCAAUUUGAUUUAAUUAUUACGUUACGUAAAAGAAAUAAUUAGAUGCAAGAGCGACAACGAUUGAACGGACUGAUGAUGAUGAUGAAGAUGAUGAUUCUUAUCAUCGAUAAUCGAUUAUGUUUCGAUAAGAUUAUUAUCUAGUCGUAGGAUCGAUAUUUAAUCGAUCAGACAAAGCGAGUUCGAGACGGAGAAUGGACAGAGGGUCAUGGGCACCAUGCAGAGAAGAGAUAAGGGACGAGGACGAAGGGACGAAAAGGGAAGUCAAAUCGAUAUAAAGAAAUUGCGAAGGGAGAACGAGCAGCUGCGAAGAGAGAUAUGGAGCCUACGGGACGAGUACGAUAAGCUCGAAGAGAUACUAAAAAGACAAAAGAAUCAACCUGAAAGCGACGAAUCCGAGGAUCGCUCAGAGGAGGAUGACGAGGAGGAACUGCAUUCAGAUUAUUCUGACGAGAACGUGCACGAGGAAGAACCCGUGGGAGCCAGUGAUGAUAAAGAUAGGAGAACGCGUUUACGGGAUCGCGAGGAACAAUUAGAGAACGCGGAGAAUCAAAAGAUAUCGACGGAAAAGAUGAACGGUAACAAUAAUAACUUGUUGCACCGUUUGCACGUUGAUUUCGACGAUCUAUCGGUGGUAGACGAGGAAGAGGAAUUGAAAAAGGAUAAGGAUAAAAAGUUUGAUAAUGUCAUUACAACGAACGAGGAAGGAAAUCAAAGGAAAUCGAACGUAAGAUUAUUCGAAACAAUUAGAAAAUUACACGACAAUAUACCAUUUUAUCCGGGUACAUACGAAUCCUGUCAAGGUUAUACAGAACCAAAUUAUUUCCCGGAUUGUCCAUUGUUCGAGUGUCCCAAUACGAUAGUCGAUCAAUCGAUACCUGGUAAUAACGUAUCGACGGUUAUACCUUUCCCCUGUCCAAACCUAUACGCGGAUCCAUUGAUACCCCUUAGCAAUAUGGAUUCAUCAUUAUUAAAUCCAAUGAACGAUAAUAAUCAUCUAUCGGAUAUCCACGUUGUACCGCCUAUCGGUUGGCAAAACAAUAUGUUAGUUUCGGAAACGAAGCAAUUGUCAAGUUAUACGAACGUAUUGUCUACCGGUAUAUCGAAUGCGACUAUGGGAAUCUCCGAUUUCGAAAGAACGUCGCAAAUGGGUACUACCAAUAAUACUCAAAUUAUCGGUAACAAUUCGAAUCUAACGAUAGAUAAAAGUCAUUUCGAUUCUACGGAAAUUCAAGGUAAACAACAAUUUUCUAAAGGAUUGUUCGAGGAUUCGUCGUUGGCCAACGACGUAUGGGAUGACGUUGAGGUACGAUCGAUUCAACAAAAUAAUCUGGAAGAUAAUGAAAGAAAAAUAAUUGGCGAUUGUAAUAUCGAGAACGAGGAGAAAGAUUCCGACGAGCCGUACUCGUACGGUGGUACUACUGCGGAAAAGCGAAAACAUUUUUUCGCUCCGUUGGCAACGUUGAAAUCGAAGAAAUUACUAGACGAGGAUUCACCAAAUAUCACUGGUAAUAAUUACUUUGGUACUGGUAACAGUUCGAGUAGCGGUAAAACAGUAUCCACGGUUAUUUGCGGUGGUAACAAUAAUCAAUUGUUAGGAAACCAUAAGGGUUCCGUUGAUGUUUGCGUGAACGGUGCUGUCUCCUAUGGGAAUAAUUUCGUUCAAACGAACAAGGACGACAUACAGAGAACGUAUCUCAGUACGGAGAAUCUCUCAAUCAUCAAAUCUAUUCCGAUCAAUAAUCAAUUGAUCAAAUCUAUGUCGUGUCAGGAUUUAACAAGCGACAAUCAAAAUAUGAUGACAAAGAUCAACAAUAAUAACGAUAUAGGACAGAUGACGAUAAUGACAAAGAGCGACAAUACCUUGGACAAUUUUAACAUCGACAAUUCGACGACUAAGGCAUACAAAUCGCAUUUAAACGUGACGUUAAAGAUACCACGUAAGGAACGUGAUAACAACGUUAAUACACCGGAGAUCCCAAAGUUACCUACCUUGGAUUAUAGAAUUCUAACGAAUCCAUUUCUACGUAAUAUCGAACGAACCGGUUUCGAGUGUCCCGAACGAGAUUCUCCAUUGACAAAACCACUUACCGUUCAAGUAAAUGAAAAUAACAUGAAUUACAAUUAUCCAAAUUCGCCGUUGUCGUCGUUACCGCUACCUCCGCCACCGCCUCCUUUGCCACCGCCGCCACUGCCACCGCCAACGAGUUUUGCUCGAGGACUUCGACCUAGCGAAAGAUAUCGUAGAAGGCAGGAUAACAUUGUGACGACCGAUCAGAAUCGUUUGUUGAUUCCUACCGAUCAAUUGAUCUCUAAAAAAAAUCUAUCCCCGUCUACGCAGGACUUUCAAGUUACGUCCUUCGAAAGGCCGAGCCCUCAUACCCUCUUACCAUCGGCUAUGCCGUACGAUCUUGAAACCAUACGUAGAAUAAACGCGACGCGUUAUCUGCAGAAUCAAAAUCAGAAUCUUUAUCAGAACGUACCGUUCGUACCGGCCGGACCGACCGGUCACGUUUGUCACAACAUUAGAAUGUAUUACGAUCAGAUUAAGAACAAGGUACAAGCGCAAACGCAAACCUCAAUCGAUGGUGACUCUCAUAUAGAGGACGAACAGAUUGUUCGAUGUUCGCGUCAGGAUGAUGAUAACGUAAGUCUGCCAAAUACGCCGAGUGUGAUUAGACGAAAACGCGCGAUAAAGAAGGAAAAAUUCGUAAUUAAACAAUCGAUAUCGCCGCACGCUCAAAGGAAAUUGAAAAAGCAGAGCAGCGUUACGUCGACGGAAACUAUGCCGGAUUCACCUGACAAAUCGGUUAGAUGUCAUAGGCCAAGGAAACUCAGCGUUACCACUACGACGACGUCCGAUGCCCUCGAGGAUAAGAACGAGAGUAGAUCCUCAUCGUCGGGACAAGAUUCACCGAGGAAGGAUCAAAUUAGACGGGUAUCGUCUUAUUUCAAUCCUAAGAAACGACCAUCCGUAACGUCGAUCAAAACAACCAGAAGCGCCAGCUUGGAGACCACUAGCAAGGAAAAAUAUUCCGACGGUUUGAUAACCGCUAAUUCUGAUAAGGAAAUGUUUAAUACCGGAAAUAUCAGGGACAGUCUCGUUAAAUCGAGAAAAGGUAGUACCAGCAGUGGAAGCGUACCCUGGUGUGCCUGUUGGGGUAACGGUUGCAUUUGAUUUCAAUUUAUUCGAGCUACGUAUGUACGUUUAUUUUUCCUUAUAUCGUUCAUUUUCUUUUCGUCGUCGUCGUCGUCGUCGUCGUCGUCGUCGUCGUCGUCGUUGUUGUUUUUGUUUUCGUUUAUGUUGUUGUCGCUGUCGUUAGAAUAAAAUUCGAGAUAUAUCUUAAAGAGAUCAUUGACAUUGUAAUUCCAUUGUUAGAGUUUAAGAAAAUGCAAAGGAAGUUUUUGAAUUCGAACGGAAUCAUGAAUACCAUUUUAAAAAUAGUUAGAAAGGGUUUGCCGUUAGACAUAUAUACAAAUGAAAACAUGGAAAAUCAUUCGACAUUCAAAUAUACUAGAGGCGGCUUCGGUUACGACACCGAAAUGGGACCACGAUAAAUUCAACAACGACGAGAGUAAACUAACCUCAACUAACCUCAACUAACCUCAACGUCACUUUACAAAGUAACUUUUCUAAGUAUAGGUUAUAUUCAAUGCGCACGUAUAUAUUACGUACGUACGUAUGUACGUACAUAUUUCACCUAACGUGAAAUUGUGAAUAAAGUGUAUCAUAAAAUCAACACCGCACCUAGAUAUUAACCAUAAAACUAAUCUCGAAUCUGUGACUAGUUCGCGUCCGAAGUGAAUCGCAAACGCGUGUGCGUUUCUGUGUGUGUACGUGUGCGUUUGUCGAAACUUGCGAACAACUAUUACCGUGAAAAUACGAAUGAGAGUUUUGGAAAUAAGGAUCAAAGACCUUGUUGAAGAGUGUGAAAAUGUGAAAAAAAAGUUUUCAUGAGAUUCUGCUCUUUAUAUUUUACAAUUUACCAUAUAUAAAAUCUAAUAUUAUUUUAUAGCCGUAAAUGCGUAAGUGAUAUACAGUAUGUAUGUAUCUAGGUACACGUAUAUAUGUACUGGUACGUCAUAACGUAGAAUUUAAUAUUUGUUCUCCCUGAAGAAAAAAAAAUAUUCUAUGCAUUUAUGUUACUGAUAAUUUUAAUGAACUUUAUAGAGUAAUCAAAUAGGAUAGAAAAAAAAUUAUUUUUAUGUUAGAAUUAAUAACCUUCUCAUUUUAUACUUUGGGAACAUUUGAUCGUGCAAGUAAAUACGUGUAAAGAUAUCCAAAAAUUGUAUUCAUUCAUUUAUUCGAGUUCCAUUGAUCAAUUUAAUUCCCUUUCACUUUGUUCGCUUUAAUGCUCUACAAAUACGAAUACGAAUACGAUACGAUCGAUCGAUCGAUCGAUCAUCAAUAAAUCAAAGUUAUCUCCCAGUAGAAGUUGGAUUUUGGUGGAAGAGGAUUAUGUCCUUCUAUAAUCCAGAUCAUCGAUAAUUUGUUUCAUCACUAUGGACCAGGGUAAGAUCGAUCUCGGCGUACCGAAAUUUAUUAAUGUUCACCGACGUGAACGAGAGGAGUACUUUAUGCCCGGGGAAAAGUUACCGUAGGAACAUCCGGCUUGAAAACUUCGAGAGAGUACCGUUAAAACUUCCUUCUCCCUAAAGUUUCACUGCGGAAGUUUUCGUUUCCGCUUCAUUAU